GGGGGGGGAAGGAAGGACGCGCAACGCAACCAACGACCGCGCGUCGCGUUGCUCUCUCUCUCUCUCGCAGUCUCGCUUGCUUUGCCCUUGUAGACAGACACUCCCGUGGCGCGGCGCGGGCGCGGCGUGGCGUGGGCGCGGGCGCGGGCGCCCCGGCGGGCAUGUGGACGCCGUCGCGCGGGAGCAACGCCGCGCGGCGGAGUGGCCAUAGGCGCAUCGCGGACUACCUCGCCGACGACCAGACCACCAACACCGACACCUCCGACAACGAGUCAUACACCACCGCCUAUGGCGAUGAGUUCUUCGCCGCGGCGGCGGCGGCGGCCGGGAGUGGAGGGGGUGGUAUGCUGCCGGCAUUCCUCGCCGACCAGGGGGACCUCGUCGAGGUCAUGCUGGAGCUCGACGAGGAGUCCAUGGUCGUGCGCAGCGUCACUCCCACCAGCGCCACUCUCUACGGCGGCGGCGGCGGGCAGAUGCCACAGCCGCUGCCGCCGCCGCUGCGCACGCCGGAGGGGGGCGGGGGAGCGCGGAGCCUGAGCCGGUGCUCGUCGACGUCGUCGCGGAUACGGAAGAAGUUCGCGUGGCUGCGCUCGCCGUCCCCCUCGCCGUCGCCGCGCCCGCCGACGCCCGCGGAGCUGCAGCGCGAGGCGGCCAUGGCGGCGCGCGAGCGCCGCCGCAUCCAGGCCCGCCUCAACCGCUCCAGCACCGGCGCCAAGCGCGCCCUCAAGGGCCUCCGCUUCAUCAGCCGCACCACCGGCACCGUCCAGGCCGCCGAGCUCUGGCGCCGCGUCGAGGACCGCUUCAACGCCCUCGCCCGCGACGGCCUCCUCUCCCGCGACGACUUCGGCGAAUGCAUCGGAAUGGUGGACUCCAAGGAGUUCGCCGUCGGCAUCUUCGACGCGCUGGCGCGGCGGCGGCGACAGAAUCUGGAGCGGAUCACCAGAGAGGAGCUCUACGACUUCUGGCUCCAGAUCUCCGACCAGAGCUUCGACGCGCGCCUCCAGAUCUUCUUCGACAUGGUGGACACCAACGUGGAUGGGAGGAUAACGAGGGAGGAAGUACAGGAGCUGAUCGUCCUGAGCGCGUCGGCGAACAAGCUGGCGAAGCUGAAGGAGCAAGCGGAGGAGUACGCGUCGCUCAUCAUGGAGGAGCUCGACCCGGAGAACCUCGGCUACAUUGAGCUGUGGCAGCUGGAGGCGCUGCUGCUCCAGCGCGACAGCUACAUGAAUUACAGCCGGCCGCUGAGCACGGCGAGCGGCGCCCAGUGGAGCCAGAACCUCGGCGGCGCCGCCGUGGCGGCGGGGGCGGCAGCAGCAACAGGCGGAGGAGCGCACGCGGCGGUGGCGGCGAGAGGGGGGCAGCAGCAGCAGCAGCAGCAGGAGGGGAGGAGGGGAGGGUGGGGGGUGAGGAAGGCGGCGGCGAGGGUGAGGGUGGCGGCGGAGGAGAACUGGCGGCGGGCGUGGGUGGUGGCGCUGUGGUUCGCCGCCAUGGCGUCGCUGUUCGUGUGGAAGUUCGUGCAGUACCGGCGCACGCCGGCGUUCCGGGUGAUGGGGUACUGCCUCCCGACGGCGAAGGGCGCCGCCGAGACGCUCAAGCUCAACAUGGCGCUCGUCCUCCUCCCCGUCUGCCGCAACACGCUGACGUGGCUCCGCUCCUCCUGGGCCCGCUUCUUCGUCCCCUUCGACGACAACAUCACCUUCCACAAGAUGAUUGCGACGGCGAUCGUGGUGGGGAUCACGCUGCACGCGGGGAACCAUCUGGCGUGCGAUUUCCCGAGGCUGAUCGCGUCGGGGCCGGAGGAGUACCGGCUGGUGGCGGACGCGUUCGGGCCGGAGAAGCCGACCUACGUGGGGCUCCUCUCGGGCGUGGAGGGCAUCACGGGGGUCGCCAUGGUGGUGCUCAUGACCGUCUCCUUCACGCUGGCCACCCACCCGUUCCGCAAGGGCGAGAAGGGUGGCAGCGGCGGUGGCGCAGCCGCCACCGUCCUCCCCACGGUAGCGCGGCUCCCCUCGCCGUUCAACCGCCUCGCGGGGUUCAACGCCUUCUGGUACUCCCACCACCUCCUCGGCAUCGUCUACGCUCUUCUUAUCGCCCAUGGGUACUUCCUCUUCCUCGUCCGUCGCUGGUAUUUGAAAACGACAUGGAUGUACAUUUCUGUUCCAUUGAUGCUGUAUGUCGGUGAAAGGAUGCUACGAGCCUUGCGGUCAAAUGCUUAUGCUGUCAAAAUCUUGAAGGUCUGCCUUCUACCUGGAAAUGUAUUGACCAUAACAAUGUCAAAGCCCUACGGAUUUCGAUAUAGAAGUGGACAGUACAUAUUUCUUCAGUGUCCCACAAUUUCUCCCUUCGAAUGGCAUCCCUUCUCCAUCACUUCAGCUCCUGGAGAUGACUACCUCAGUGUUCACAUCCGAACAAACGGAGACUGGACACAGGAGCUGAAGCGCAUAUUCGUCGAGAACUACUUCUCGCCACACCUUAACAGAAGAGCUUCAUUCAGCGAGCUAGGCGCCACAGAACCAAGAAGCUUACCAAGAUUGCUCGUCGACGGUCCCUAUGGCGCCCCUGCACAGGAUUUCAGAAACUACGACGUGCUGCUUCUUGUCGGCCUCGGGAUCGGGGCGACACCAUUCAUCAGCAUCCUGAGGGACCUACUUAACAAUAUUAAGCUAGCUGAAGAGCUGAUGGACUUGGCAAUGGAGACCAGUAGAUCUGAGGACAGUGCCAACAGCUUCAGUGUGUCAACAGCAAGUAGCAACAAGAAGAGGGCAUACAGAACAAGCCGCGCACAUUUUUACUGGGUUACCCGGGAGCCAUUGUCAUUUGAGUGGUUCAAAGGAGUGAUGAAUGAGGUUGCUGAAAUGGACAAGAAGGGUGUGAUAGAGCUGCACAAUUAUCUGACGAGCGUUUACGAGGAGCGCGAUGCGCGGACAACUCUGCUGUCCAUGGUGCAAGCUCUGAACCAUGCCAAGCAUGGUGUUGACAUCGUCUCAGGCACAAGGGUGAGGACACAUUUUGCAAGACCAAACUGGAAAGAAGUCUUCACCAGGAUUGCCUCCAAGCACCCCAAUUCAACAGUUGGAGUUUUCUACUGCGGCGCGCCGACGCUAGCCAAGGAGCUGAAGACCCUGUCCCACGAGAUGAGCCACAGGACGGGGACUCGCUUCCAUUUCCACAAGGAGUACUUCUGAAUUUCUCAUAGAAGUAAAAAGAAAAAGGAUAUAGCUUCUCCUGAUCUCCAUAGCAUUAGGUACGGUAACUAAAGAAGACGAAGACGAAGAAGAAAAUUUUUUGCACAGAAGCAAAGCAAAGCUGACCUCUCUUCCUGAUCUGGAACUGUACAUAUAGUAUAUAUAAAGGAGCACACAGUAUACAGGGUAGGUAAUAGCGAUUUAUAUAUAAUUAACAAGCAGGGGAAAAUGCAGGGUAAAAAAGCGUUGCUAAUUUUCGCUAUAGACAUCAUCAUACAGAUAUAUACACUACACAGUAUAGUUUAGUUUACAAUUAUAGUUUACAGUACCAUGCACCGUUCAAAAAAACAUCCUCUCUAUCAGCUAGUAUUCAGCAGCUAAUAAGCUCCAGUUGGCAAUAAAAUUCGGCAGCAACCAUUACCAGUGA
Molecule: messenger RNA, 3612 nt
Organism: Oryza sativa Japonica Group (Japanese rice)
Lineage: Eukaryota; Viridiplantae; Streptophyta; Magnoliopsida; Poales; Poaceae
Product: respiratory burst oxidase homolog protein E
Cellular component (GO): plasma membrane
Molecular function (GO): calcium ion binding; NAD(P)H oxidase H2O2-forming activity; peroxidase activity
Source: RefSeq, a predicted model, not a curated record